Messenger RNA from Paraglomus occultum, 445 nucleotides. Lineage: Eukaryota; Fungi; Glomeromycota; Glomeromycetes; Paraglomerales; Paraglomeraceae. The record is from the annotation of a GenBank genome assembly.
AUGUCUUCACCCAGCGCUUCUCCACCUUCCUCUACAUCCUCUACUUUGACGGAAGAAAAGUCAACUUGCACGAUGGCGGACGUUAUUAAAGAUUACAAGACGGAAGAACUUAUCGAUUAUUUACUGAGGCGAGAAAACUUAGAUCUUGAGGAGUUUCGCAGUUAUGGAUUAAAAGCUGGCCCAGCAAAAAGGCUUGCAGAUUUUAUCGACGAGAUGUCAGAACAAAAAUUACGAAGCUUCUCAUCAUACAAAACUUUGGAUGAACUAAAGGAUGUACUCCGUAAAUAUAAGGUCAAUGGAGAGGAUAUAACAAGUAUAAAGCAAUUCAAUCCAGUUUUCGAGGAAAUCAAUGAUAACGACAAAGCCCUCGAGCAAUGUAUGAAUGACAUCCUACUACAGUUAACGAAUGUAAAAUCAAUGAUAGAGGCUAAUGAGACGACCCGAU